AUGCCGUCAUCUUCGCUAAUUACGGCGGGAAAGGUGGACGAGAGGUGUGAGGUACCCAGAGGACGUGGACAAGCUUCACCUUCACCUGCCCCCGUCAGGACCUACCCCCGUCAGGACCUGCCCCCGUCAGGACCUACCCCCGUCAGGACCUGCCCCCGUCAGGACCUACCCCCGUCAGGACCUGCCCCCGUCCGGGACCUUCCCCGUCAGGACCUGCCCCCGUCAGGACCUGCCCCCGUCAGGACCUGCCCCGUCGGGACCUACCCCCGUCAGGACCUACCCCCGUCAGGACCUGCCCCCGUCAGGACCUACCCCGUCAGGACCUGCCCCCGUCAGGACCUACCCCCGUCAGGACCUGCCCCCGUCAGGACCUACCCCCGUCAGGACCUGCCCCCGUCAGGACCUACCCCCGUCAGGACUUGCCCCCGCCAAGCCCUGCCCAGAUAG
Messenger RNA from Homarus americanus (American lobster), 447 nucleotides. Its product is annotated as vegetative cell wall protein gp1-like. Lineage: Eukaryota; Metazoa; Arthropoda; Malacostraca; Decapoda; Nephropidae. The transcript is spliced from 2 exons. The record is from RefSeq and is a predicted model, not a curated record. Bases 1 to 447 code for a protein of 148 amino acids.